Colias croceus (clouded yellow) is the source of this 714-nucleotide messenger RNA. RefSeq lists its product as uncharacterized. The record is from RefSeq and is a predicted model, not a curated record. The transcript has 5 exons. The coding region runs from base 1 to 714 and encodes 237 amino acids. Lineage: Eukaryota; Metazoa; Arthropoda; Insecta; Lepidoptera; Pieridae.
AUGAAGGUGUCAGUUUUUGUGUUCGUCUGUGCGUUUAUUUGCACUUGUUAUGCUGACCUUUCCUUCAUCCGGCCAUGCCACUCCUACGACUCUGCCUGCCUCAAGGCAUCCGCUCAGCAAGCUGUUCCGUUCAUAGCGGCGGGUGUACCAGAACUGGGCAUGGACACUUUGGACCCUAUGACCGUGCCACAUGUGGCCACCGACCAGGCGGGAUUAAAUAUCGACUUUAGAAACACGGUCGUGAAGGGGCUGCGGCAUUGUCGGGUUUUGGAUCUUGAGCAACAAGCGGGCCGUAUUAACAUAAAUCUGCAAUGUUCCGUGGUGCUCACCGGAGAUUACACUCUCAAUGGUAAUCUCAUGGACUUCAAAAUUGACGGCAAUGGCCCUUACAGGAUUAUUAUUCAUGACAUCGUAGUCAAAGUGGUGUUAGACACAGCCCUACGCUCUGAGGGCGGGAACACUUACCUCUCCGUGAGGAAUUGGAGCCACUCCGCCCAUGUGCUCACCAAUGUGAACUUCCACUUCGACAACCUUCUGCCAGGGAAUAAGAGAUUGGCACAUACAGUGGCGCAUUUAGCGAACUCGAAUUGGCGGGAGAUUUUCGACGAAAUGGCGCCUCCGAUCGUGAAGGCAAUCGUUACUAAGAUCGUGAGAGAAACAACCAAACUGUUCAAUCAGGUUCCACUGAACAAACUCUCUCUUGAUUUUCAGUAA